GCAAUGAAGUUGGUCCUACUGCUCAUAGGACUGGCAUUUUGCAACAUAGUAAGAUCAGAUGACCACGAAGAAGGGGUAACCAAUGGGAUGCCUCCCUUUGUAUUCCUUUCACCUCCUGCGUUUAGAGCUGGACACACGACGAGCCUGAAACUGAUGAUGUUCACUGAAAAUUCAGGCAACAUCUCUAUCAAAUACUAUUUGAAGUACACCAACUAUUCAGAACCAUAUGAAUCUGAUGGUCGCUAUGUGGAAAACGUGUUGAUGGAGGAGACAUUCCAGAUAUCUGCGGAGGAUAAGAUAAUCGACAUUCCAGUUCAGGUCACAGAAGUCAGUCAAGGUACACAGUACAUCAAAUACUCCGGAUUUAUUGAAGGAUAUGGAAGAUUCGAGUUUGAUGCUGGAUCUAUCUCAGUAAGCCAGACCGGAUAUAAGUCCUAUGUUCAGACUGACAAACCUGUUUACAAACCAGGCCAACCUGUCAGGUUUCGGGGAUUUUCUAUUGAUUCUGAUUUGAAGGGACUGACUCUCUCAGACGGACUCAAAGUGAAAAUAACUAAUCCAAGCGGUGUCGAGGUCUUCAACGAAGUGAUCUCUAACGAAGAAGAAGGAGUUAUCCACCAAGGAACAUUCCUGCUAGCUGAAGAAGCAAAGAUAGGAAUCUACACAAUCAGAGUGACCGGCAAGAACUCUGCUUCCUGCUCUUUCUCUGUGGAGGAAUACGUUCUUCCCAAGUUCGGGGUAGAAAUUGAAGGACCUGGACACAUUGCGUCUGGAAACACGAUGGUUCGAGGUAAAGUCUCCGCCACCUACACAUACGGCAAACCUGUUAACGGGAAAGUAGUCCUGAAGUUCGCUGUGGACAACAAACAACAGAAAAUGUACGCAGGAGCUUAUCACUUCAAAGAAGUUACAACUGAACUUGUUAAUGGAAAAGCGGACUGGGAGAUCGACAUCACUGACUUGACAACAAGAAAGCUAAAAUACCUGUUUAAUCCUUUCUGCAGUCCAUCAGUCCUUGUUAUCGCUGCUUCUGUCUCUGAUGCUGAAGGAGGCUUCAACGUCGAGAAGGUAGACUCAUCAACGGAGUUCACUCAAACGUCCAUGAAGCUAUCUUUCAACAAGAAUACUCAAAAGAACUAUGCCGCUGGAUUCCCCUUCUAUGUUGAACUGGAUGUUGAGGCACUCACUGCAACCGAAAUUGAAAACAUGCCAGUUAAGCUUACGAUGAUCUCAGGCCUCUCUGAUCUCAAAUAUGUCUCGAAAGAGGUUCGUGUCCAAGAUGGAAAAGUGUUUGCGUCAUUCGAUGUUCCUGAAAUUGCAUGUGCUUUGAAGAUUACAGCUGAAAUGGAUAUUGAUGCCGCUUGUGAUGAAGUCUUUGCUUGCUACCAACCCGAAAGAAUGGUUGCAAAGGCUGACGAAUUCAUUCGCUUUGUCAAGACCGAACCAAGGUCAUACAAUGCCAGUGAUAUGGCUUCUUAUAAGGUGCUUUCCAACAAAAGGGUCGAAACCUUACAUUUCAUUAUUUUGUCUAAGGGCAGCAUUGUUAAAAGUUGGAACGAUGUCCCAGAAUGGCAAGAUGACGAAUCGGGAAGAUUAUUUGCUGAGGGAUCCAUAAUGAUUCCCGAUGACAUUAUAACAAGGUCUCGUCUGCUAGUUCUAACAGCUAAUGACCGUUCUGGUUACAUUUUGGCAGAUGCCAUGGAUCUCUGUAUGGUUGAAGACUUGAAACAUAAAAUUGAUCUUCAAUUAGAUACAGAAACUGCUAGGCCUGGUGAAAACGUAACCAUGUAUUUGACAAGUGAUCCUGUGUCUUUCGUUGGAAUCAGUGUCAACGAUGCGAGUCUGAAUCUUUUGAGGGAGCCAUGCAAAGUAUUGACCAAGGAAUCAACUUUGUCGUUCUUGAGAGGUCUUGACAGCGGAACCACCAAAGACCUCAGCUGUCAAAGAGAUGACCCAUACCAAUGCAAAUCCAGCACCGAAGUAAAAAUAAUCGACGUUAAAGAUCUUUUAAAAAGUGAAGGCUUGAAAAUUACCACAAACAUGAACAUAUUUGAUUACGUUGCUCCAAGUUCUAACAACAGAGAAGACCCUUACCCAUACAAUCGAUAUGACUAUGAUGACAUGAGCCCAGAUUACAUGUAUGCCCCUCAGGGGAAAUCUCGUAUUAUGGAAGCAUCUGCCGAUCGUGCCGAAGAAGCUGAUGAAUCAGCUCCAGAAGAAGAUGAGAAUGCUUCUCCUAGGAUGAGGAACUACUUCCCUGAGGCCUGGCUUUGGACCGAUAUGGUCAGUGAUGAAAACGGAAAGAAUGUAAUUUCAGUAUUAGCACCUGACACAAUCACUGGAUGGAAAGGAAGUGCCUUCGGACUGUCCCCUGAAAAAGGAUUGGGAUUCUCUAAUGAAAUAGAGUUCCAAACAUUCCUUCCUUUCUUCAUAAGUUUAGACUUGCCAUAUUCUGGAACUGUUGGAGAGAGAAUAACUAUUCCCGUCAGAAUAUUCAACUAUUUAGAUGAUGAAGUUUCAGCAACAGUCCGUAUCUCUUCCGAAAUGUGGGGUGACCAGGAUGCAACAGUGACCAUAGCUUCUAACGAAGCAGCUACCGUUGAAUAUGAAAUAAGCCUCACCGAGGCUGGGAACCACGACAUCACUGUCACAGCAGAGACCAGUACUGGUGAUUCAGAUGCUGUCCGAAAAAGUCUUCUUGUGCAACCGGGAGGUGAAAGAAUAGUCGAUACAAGCAGUGUGUUGAUAAUGCAAAAAGGUAAGUCAGGGGACAAAACUGUGAUGAGUGUUGAACUUCCUGAUGGUUUCAUACCAGGCUCACACGAUCUGAAAGUUGUAGCUGUUGGUGAUAUCCUUGGAGAAGCUGUGGCGGGAAUUUCAAGCUUGAUUCAACUUCCUUCGGGGUGUGGUGAGCAGAACAUGCACAAGAUUGCGAUCAACGUUUUCUCAGCAAAUUAUAUCAGAUCCCUCUACGACGAACUUCCUGAAAAUCUUGAUUACAGCAUCAAGCACAACCUGAACAUUGGACUGCAGCAACAACUUGCUUACAGAAGAGGAUCAACCGGCUACAGCAGCGGGUAUUCAGUAUUUAGAGGGGGAGAUUCUAGUGACUGGUUGACUGCCUUCGUACACAAAGUAGUCGCUCUGUUCCCAGAAGAAGUAUUUGUUCCCUGCGAUACGGCACUUAAUAGUGAUAGAGAAUUCUUACUCCGACAGAUACGUUAUGCAAGCAGUUCUCAAUACACAACAACUGUUGCCAGAGACGGGUGGGCUCCUUACCAAUACAACUAUCAUCAAAACAAGGACCUUUACUGGAAUUCUUACUUCCUCAUUUCCAUGCUUGAGAGUAAUGGAGUGAACCGAUGUGGAAGCACCUUGACUGAUUCCUCAUAUACCUUCGGAAGACUGGGAAAGGUUUGCAAUGCCACCCUCGAAUUAGCUUCUCGAUCAGAUGAUUGCUGCUAUCAUCAUAUGGUUGCCUAUUCCAUCCAACUCUGCAAAGACCAUGGACUUCUUGACCAUGUUGAGGACUGGAGAAACCUUCCUUUCAGAGAAGAUGAAAAGUGUAUGGGCUCGUCAACUGAUGGGAAGUAUAAGUUUGCCACUUGUGAAGAUAAUCUUGAAUUUGAAUCCUUCAUGGGGUCAAGUAAGUCUAUUGAAGCUACUGGCUAUGCAGCAUUGUAUUUCUUGCAGAAAGACAGAAUUGAAGACAGUCUUCCAAUGAUCAUGUGGCUUGCCAGUCAAAGAAAUGAGAACGGAGGAUUCCGAUCCAGCCAAGACACUGUCAUUGGACUGCAGGCUCUUGCUAAAUUUGCGGCGAUAAGCAAUGCCGUCAUGCCUAAAAAAACUGAUUUAACUAUAGUAAUAGGAAAAGGCAGGUCAUACUUCGAGAAGAUCCGAAUCAAAGAAGAUAACAAAAUGGUUACCAAAGAAGUUGUUAUUGCACCCGAGGUUGGUGAUUACAAAAUCAAAUGGACUGGAGUCGGAACUGCAUUCGUCCAACUUAUCUCUUCUUACCACGUUAUAGGUAAAGAUUACGAGCCCCUGUUCGGGCUCAAAGCCGAAGCUGCCAUGAUGAAAAAACUUCCAACCAUCAGGAUUUCUUUCAGGUUACCUGAAGAGUCCAACUCAACAAUGUAUCUGCUGGAGGUAGCUUCACCUACUGGUAUUGUCUUCACAAAGUCUCUUGUUGAGGGACAACUUCAAUUGACCGACGGUGGAUUCUCUGCUAUUACAAGAUACGACAUCAAGGAAGGAGGACAACGGCUUCAUCUCUACGUGGAUCCUGCCACAAAGCUUAGAGAAAUCGAAUUUAACAUCCCCAUGGACACUAAGUUCGAGGUGACCAACAGAAUGCCAGUACAAGUAUCUCUGAUAGAUUACUACAAUCCCUCUAAAAGGCAGACCAUCUUCUACUCUAUUGAUGAGUCUGGAGAUGGUUUUGAGGAGUCUGAUGAAACCAGAUGCUCUCUCGCUUUAUCUUGUGAUCUAUUCCAGGAUACAGAGGCCAUCGUUUUGGGAUAUCCCGGUGAAAUUGAGGAAGACUCCAUCGAAAUCAAAGAAGCUUUCCCUUACAAAACUUGCAACGGAAACUUUGUCAGAAGUCGAAAAGCAACUGCUAAAUUUGCAAAGUCAUUCAGCAGGGAUUGCGUUGCUCCAUUGAUGAAUACUCGAAGCAUUUUCUUCCUUCGCUAUGAAGAUGAUGGACAAAUGGAAAUCACGGGAAUGACCGACUACAAUUCUGCUCUGCCAAAGAUAACCGAAUGUUACUCAGUGGUGACCGUGUGCCCAGAAUUUCAAUAUACGUCAACACCUUACAUGCUAAAUACUUAUGAUCAAAUUACAGCAAUGGCAAUGCUUGGCUCCGUAGUUGGGCUCUUGGUUGUCUUUGCAACAGUGAGCACACAAAAAACUACAGAAGAUGUGAGCACUGGCAUGCCUCCCUUCGUGUUUCUCUCUCCUCCAAGCUUCAAAGCUGGACACAUGACCAACUUAAAGCUGAUGAUGUUCACGGAGAAUUCUGGUAAUAUCUCUAUCAAGUAUUACAACUACACUCGAUACUACUACCCUGAAAAUCUUUACCAAGAAAACGUGCUGAUGGAGAAAAUGUAUCAGAUCUCUGAGGAUGACAAAAUAAUUGACAUUCCAGUUAUGGUCCCUGAGCAGAUAGUUGGUACACACGUCGUAAAAUACUCCGGAUUUAUUGAAGGAUAUGGAAGAUUUAGGUUUGAUGCUGGAUCUAUCUCAGUAACACAGACCGGAUACAAGUCCUACGUUCAGACUGACAAACCUGUUUACAAACCAGGCCAAGCUGUCAGGUUUCGGGGAUUUUCUAUUGAUUCUGAUUUGAAGGGACUGACUCUCUCAGACGGACUCAAAGUGAAAAUAACUAAUCCUGAUGGUGUAGAGUUCUUCAAUGAAGUGAUCUUUAACGAAGAAGAAGGAGUAAUCCACCAAGGAACAUUCCUGCUAGCCGAAGAAGCAAAGAUAGGAAUCUACACAAUCAGAGUGACCGGCAAGAACUCUGCUUCCUGCUCUUUCUCUGUGGAGGAAUACGUUCUUCCAAAGUUCGGUGUAGAAAUUGAAGGACCGGAACACAUCGCAUCUGGAGACACGAUGGUUCGAGGUAAAGUCUCCGCCACCUAUACAUACGGCAAACCUGUUAACGGGAAAGUAGUCCUGAAGUUCGCUGUUGACAACAAACAACAGAAAAUGUACUCAGGAGCUUAUCACUUCAAAGAAGUUACAACUGAACUUGUUGAUGGAAAAGCAGACUGGGAGAUCGACAUCACAGAUUUAACAUCAAGAAAGCUUAAAUACUUGUUCAAUCCUUUCUGUAGUCCAUCUAUCCUUGUUAUCGCUGCUUCUGUCUCCGAUGCUGAAGGAGGCUUCAACGUCGAGAAGGUAGACUCAUCAACGGAGUUCACUCAAACGUCUAUGAAGCUAUCUUUCAACAAGAAUACUCAAAAAAACUAUGCCGCUGGAUUCCCCUUCUAUGUUGAACUGGAUGUUGAGGCACUCACUACAACUGAAAUUGAAAACAUGCCAGUCAAGCUCAUGAUGAUCUCAGGCCUCACUGAUCUCAAAUAUGUCUCAAAAGAGGUUCGUGUCCAAGAUGGAAAAGUGUUUGCGUCAUUCGAUGUUCCUGAAGAUGCAUGUGCUUUGAAGAUUACAGCUGAAAUGGAUAUUGAUGCCGCUUGUGAUGAAGUCUUUGCUUGCUACCAACCCGAAAGAAUGGUUGCAAAGGCUGACGAAUUCAUUCGCUUCGUCAAGACCGAACCAAGGUCAUACAAUGCCAGUGAUAUGGCUUCUUAUAAGGUGCUUUCCAACAAAAGGGUCGAAACCUUACAUUUCAUUAUUCUGUCUAAGGGAAGCAUUGUUAAAAGUUGGAACGAUGUCCCAGAAUGGCAAGAUGACGAAUCGGGAAGAUUAUUUGCUGAGGGAUCCAUAAUGAUUCCCGAUGACAUUAUAACAAGGUCUCGUCUGCUAGUUCUAACAGCUAAUGACCGUUCUGGUUACAUUUUGGCAGAUGCCAUGGAUCUCUGUAUGGUUGAAGAAUUGAAACAUAAGAUUGAUCUUCAAUUAGAUACAGAAACUGCUAGGCCUGGUGAAAACGUAACCAUGUAUUUGACGAGUGAUCCUGUGUCUUUCGUUGGAAUCAGUGUCAACGAUGCGAGUCUGAAUCUUUUGAGGGAGCCCUGCAAAGUAUUGACCAAGGAAUCAACGUUGUCGUUCUUGAGAAGUUUGGACAGUGGAACCACCAAAGACCUCAGCUGUCAAAGAGAUGACCCAUACCAAUGCAAAUCCAGCACCGAAGUAAAAAUAAUCGACGUCAAAGAUCUUUUAAAAAGUGAAGGCUUGAAAAUUACCACAAACAUGAACAUAUUUGAUUACGUUGCUCCAAGUUCCAACAACAGAGAGGAAGAGUACUAUCCCUACCGAGUGUAUAAUAGUGGAGGUGGCUACGGUGAGAUGUAUGCUGAGGCAGAGAUGAUGGAAGCUUCCUAUGCGGUGGAGGCAGAUGACGCACCUGAUGAACCAGCUCAAGAUGCAGAUGAAGAUGCUUCUCCUAGAAUGAGGAACUACUUCCCUGAGGCCUGGCUUUGGACCGAUAUGGUCAGUGAUGAAAACGGAAAGAAUGUCAUUUCAGUAUUAGCACCUGACACAAUCACAGGAUGGAAAGGAAGUGCCUUCGGACUGUCCCCUGAAAAAGGAUUGGGAUUUUCUAAUGAAAUAGAGUUCCAAACAUUCCUUCCUUUCUUUAUAAGUUUAGACUUACCAUAUUCUGGAACUGUCGGAGAGAGAAUAACUAUUCCUGUCAGAAUAUUUAACUAUUUAGAUGACGAAGUUUCAGCAACAGUCCGAAUCUCUUCCGAAAUGUGGGGUGACCAGGAUGCAACAGUGACCAUAGCUUCUAACGAAGCUACUACUGUUCAAUAUGAAAUAAGCCUCACCGAGGCUGGGAACCAUGACAUCACUGUCACAGCAGAGACCAGUACUGGUGAGUCAGAUGCUGUCCAAAAGAGCCUAUUCGUUCAGCCAGGUGGUGAAAAAAUUAUUGAUUCAAGCAGUUUAUUGAUAAUGCAGAAAGGUAAGUCAAGGGAAAAAAAUGUAAAAACUAUGCGUGUUGAACUUCCGGAUGGUUUCAUACCAGGCUCACACGAUCUAAAACUUGUAGCUGUUGGAGAUAUCCUUGGAGAAGCUGUGGCGGGAAUUUCAAGCUUGAUUCAACUACCGUCGGGAUGUGGUGAGCAGAACAUGCACAAGAUUGCGAUCAACGUUUUCUCAGCAAACUAUAUCAAAUCCCUCUACGACGAACUUCCUGAAAAUCUUGAUUACAGCAUCAAGCACAACCUGAACAUCGGACUGCAGCAACAGCUUGCCUACAGAAAAGGAUCAGCCAGCUACAGCAGAGGGUACUCAGUAUUUAGAGGGGGAGAUUCUAGUGUCUGGUUGACUGCCUUCGUAAACAAAGUAGUCGCUUUGUUCCCAGAUGAAGUAUUUGUUCCCUGCGAUACGGCACUUAAUAGUGAUAGAGAAUUCUUACUCCGACAGUUACGUUAUGCAAGCAGUUCUCAAUACACAGCAACUGUUGCCAGAGACGGGUGGGCUCCUUACCAAUACAACUAUCAUCAAAACAAGGACCUUUACUGGAAUUCUUACUUCCUCAUUUCCAUGCUUGAGAGUAAUGGAGUGAACCGAUGUGGAAGCACCUUGACUGAUUCCUCAUAUACCUUCGGAAGACUGGGAAAGGUUUGCAAUGCCACCCUCGAAUUAGCUUCUCGAUCAGACGAUUGCUGCUAUCAUCAUAUGGUUGCCUAUUCCAUCCAACUCUGCAAAGACCAUGGACUUCUUGAUCAUGUCGAGAGCUGGAAAAAGCUGCCUUUCAGAGAUCAUGAAAAGUGUAUGGGCUCAUCUACUGAUGGGCGGUAUAAGUUUGCCACUUGUGAAGAUAAUCUUGAAUUUGAAUCCUUCAUGGGGUCAAGUAAGUCUAUUGAAGCUACUGGCUAUGCAGCAUUGUAUUUCUUGCAGAAAGACAGAAUUGAAGACAGUCUUCCAAUGAUCACGUGGCUUGCCAGUCAAAGAAAUGAGAAUGGAGGAUUCCGAUCCAGCCAAGACACUGUCAUUGGACUGCAGGCUCUUGCUAAGUUUGCGGAGGUAAGUAAUUCUGUCAUGCCAAAAAAAACUGAUUUAACUAUAGCAAUAGGAAAAGGCAAGUCAUACUUCGAGAAGAUCUUAAUAAAAAAAGAUAACAAAAUGGUCACCCAAGAAGUCGUUCUUUCACCCGAAGUUGGCGUCUACAAUAUCAGAUACAGUGGCGUUGGAACUGCAUUCGUCCAGCUUAUCUCAUCUUACCACGUUAUAGGUAAAGAUUACGAGCCCCUGUUCGGACUCAAAGCCGAAGCCGCUAUGAUGAAAAAACUUCCAACCCUCAGGAUUUCUUUUAGACUUCCUGAGGAGUCCAAUUCGACAAUGUAUCUGCUGGAGGUAGCUUCACCUACUGGUAUUGUCUUCACAAAGUCUCUUGUUGAGGGACAACUUCAGUUGACCGACGGUGGAUUCUCUGCUAUUACAAGAUACGACAUCAAGGAAGGAGGACAAAGACUUCAUCUUUACGUGGAUCCUGCCACAAAGCUUAAAGAAAUCGAAUUCAACCUCCCCAUGGACAUAAAGUUCGACGUGACCAACAGAAUGCCAGUGCAAGUAUCUUUGAUAGAUUACUACAAUCCCUCUAAAAGGCAGACCAUCUUUUACUCUAUUGAUGAGUCUGGAGAUGGUUUUGAGGAGUCUGAUGAAACCAGAUGCUCUCUCGCUUUAUCUUGUGAUCUAUUCCAGAAUACAGAAGCCAUCGUCUUGGGAUAUCCAGGUGAAAUCGAGGAAGACUCUAUCGAAAUUAAAAGUGCUGUACCCUACAAAGCUUGUCAAGGAAACGACUUUAUCAGAAGUUUGAGAGCAACCGCUAAAUUUGGAGAAUCUGUCAACAAAGAUUGUGUUGCUCCGUUGAUGAAUGAUCGAAGCAUUUUCCUCCUUCGCUAUGGAGAUGAUGGACAAAUGCAAAUCACCGGAAUGACUAGCUACAGUUCCGCUUUACCAAAGAUUACCGAAUGUUUCUCAGUAACAACUGAGUGCCCUGAAUAGACAAUUAGCUGAUGUUUAUUUUUUAGUCAGACUAUGAAGCACUCCGGCCAUAAUUUUAUUAAGUUUUUAUUGGUAUAUUUUAAAAUUUUUAUGCAUGCCCUCCCUUUUUAAAUAAAAUCAUCGAACAAACGUUACCGUAAUAAUUUAUUUAGCUUUUACUAAUUCGCUCGCCCAAAAAUUAUCACGUAACCUUUUUUGUUAGUGCAGCUUAACAAUAACCCUAACCACAACCCUAACCCGAGCUCUAAACAAUCGAAUUCGUGUUUUACCAGCCUGUCACGUGACCAAAAUAUUUUUUGCCCAUAAGCAUUUUUACCCUACGUCAUGGGGAGUGAUUCGAAAUCAUCAAAAUACACCUAUUCGAAUUACUUUCAUACCCUCAGGGUAUUUUUACAAGAAUUUUUAAAAAUUUUGGCGAGCGAUUUAGUGGGAGCGAAUUUAUUUACACAUCGGAUUGUAUUUUAAAUAUCUUUUUACAAUAGCUUCGACAUAAUUAAAUUUUUACUACUGCAUU
Messenger RNA from Bolinopsis microptera, 10153 nucleotides. RefSeq lists its product as uncharacterized. The record is from RefSeq and is a predicted model, not a curated record. The coding region runs from base 4 to 9639 and encodes 3211 amino acids. NCBI's taxonomy places the organism in Eukaryota, Metazoa, Ctenophora, Tentaculata, Lobata, Bolinopsidae. Gene Ontology annotation, molecular function: endopeptidase inhibitor activity. The transcript is spliced from 18 exons. Gene Ontology annotation, cellular component: extracellular region.